UUUUUUCUUAACUUUUCGUCAUGAUCCUCAAGAUACUCCUUACUCUUCUCUUAUACUGGAUCUAUUUAGUUAGAGUAAGAUGUGAAACGGAGCCAGUAGACUUUGAGAAUAAUGAUUAUUAUCAUUUUCAUUUCUCAGAAGAUGUUGAUAUUGAGGAUUUUUCGCGGGCGUUAGGAUUCAAAUAUCAUGAGAAACUAGAAUAUCUGGAUAACCAGCAUAUAUUUUCUAUAGAAAAGGGUGUUUUAGAAGACGAAAUUAAAGAAAAAAUUGAGAAUUAUUUUGGUUUAGAAAAAGGAAGAAAUGCAAUAAAUGGGUUUAAUAGUGACAAGCUUUUUCAUUAUGAGAAACAAAAAUUGAUCAAGCGAGAAAACAGGGGUGUGAUAAGAGACGAUAUAUAUUUUGAUAAUGAAGGUCUUUAUAAUAGAAGAGUUGUCAAGAAUGUUGUAAAAGAUCCGACGGUAGAUCUUCCGGUAAAUCUAACACAGAAGUUAGAGAAAAUUAAAAAAGAAUUAGAUAUAAAGGACCCUCUUUUUGAUAAACAAUGGUAUUUGUUCAAUACACAAAGACCUGGUGUAGAUAUAAAUGUUGUAGAUUUAUGGUUAGAAGGGAUAAGGGGAAAAGGUAUAACAGUUGCCAUUGUAGAUGAUGGCUUAGAUUAUACUAAUAAGGAUUUGGCUCCAAAUUAUAAUUCCCAAGGUUCAUAUGAUUUUGAUUUUGGAACUUCCGACCCAAGACCUAAAUUUCCUUAUAACACGCAUGGUACUAAAUGUGCAGGAGAAGUGGCAGCGGCCAAAAAUACUCUGUGUGGGCUUGGUGUCGCAUAUGAAUCUAAUGUUUCAGGAAUACGAAUUUUCUCUUCUCAUGUUAGUACUUGGUUUGAGACAGAUGUUCUUGGUUAUAAACCGGAUGUUAAUCAUAUUUAUUCUUGUAGCUGGGGACCUUCUGAUGCUGGAAAUAUAAUUGAAGGCAUUCCUUAUCCUAUAUAUUCUACAAUUAUUCAAGGGAUAAAUCAAGGAAGGAAAGGUCUUGGUUCUAUAUAUGUUUUUGGAAGCGGAAAUGGUGGAUAUCGUGAUGAUUGUAAUUACGAUGGAUAUGCAAAUAGUCCAUAUACUAUUACUAUCGCUGCUACAGAUGCAGAAGAAAAAAGAUUUUAUUUUUCAGAGCCAUGUCCUUGCAUUUUGGCUUCUACAUAUUCUGGUGGAUUCAAUGGACGUAUUUAUACUACGGAUGUUGGUAUAACAAAUUGCACCACUAAACAUACUGGAACUUCUGCUUCUACACCUAUUGCUGCGGGUAUUAUUGCUCUUAUUCUUUCGAAACGAUCUGAUCUUACAUGGCGUGAUGUUCAAGCUUUGAUUGUGUAUACAGCUGUUCCAUUUAAUUUGAACUAUCAUGAAUGGGACCAACUUCCUUCUGGACGUUAUUAUAAUAAUUUUUUUGGUUUUGGAAAACUAGAUGCAUAUGCAAUGGUUCAACAAGCAAAAACAUUUCAAAAAUUAAAUCCUCAGACAAUAUUUUCAACUCAACUAAUACAAGUUAAUAAGAAAUUUUCAGAAAACAAUGGACAUAUCACAAGCACUUUUUAUAUUCAUCGUGAUUAUCCUACUCAUUAUAAAUUUAAAAAUUUGGAAUAUAUUUGUGUUUCAUUUUGUUAUAAGCAUCAAUAUAGAGGUCAUCUGGAGUUUAGUAUUACAAGCCCUGCCAAUGUUACUUCACAAUUAGCACAUAGACGUCCUCGUGAUAAACAUUCUGGCAUUGUUUAUUGGACUUUUAUGAGUAAUUGGACUAUCGAUGUUGAAGAUAAAAAGGAUCAGAAUCUAGAUGGUGAAGUUUUUGAUUGGCAACUUCAUUUUUUCGGGGAGUCUUCUGAAUCAGAAGGCGUACCGCCUCCUUCAUAUCCUUUUCUAUCUAGAUAUCCAACUACUACGCCUCCGCCAGAUCCAGAUGCUACAUCUCCUCCAGAUCCGGAUGCUAACCUUCCGCCAGAUUCAAAUGCUGACCCUCAACCUCCAUCAGAACCUGCGCCUCCAUCAGAACCUGAGUCUCAGCCUUCAUCAGAACCUGGGUCUCAACCUCCAUCAAAACCUGGGCCUCAACCUCCAUCAGAUCCUCAACCUCCAUCAGAUCCUCAACCUCCAUCAGAUCUUAAACCUCCAUCAAAACCAGAUGCUAGGCCUCGACCUCCAUCAGAUCCUAGCUCUCAGCAAGAUCCAGAUACUUCGCUUUCAUCAAAUCCAACUUCUACAUCUUCAUCAGAACCACCACCACCAUCACCACCACCACCACCGCCACCGCCACCUGCACCUGCACCUGCACCUGCACCUGCACCACCUCGGCCGGAACUAGAACCAGAACCAGAACCAGGACCAGAACCAGUGCCACAACCACCACAGCCACAACCACCACAGCCACAACCAGAGCCACCUGCACCUCCACCAAAACCACAACCACCACCACCAUCACCACCGGAACAAAAACCAACAUCAAUAACUUCAUCUACAUCUACGACUUCAUCUACAUCUACGACUUCAUCAAGCAAAACUAAAAUAUCAACCACUCGAAAAGCUUCAUCUACUAAAGCUUCAUCUACUACAAAAACUUCUACACGGCCGUCUCCUACUGAGGGUACUUUUACUGGAUCAA
Molecule: messenger RNA, 2643 nt
Organism: Pneumocystis carinii B80
Lineage: Eukaryota; Fungi; Ascomycota; Pneumocystomycetes; Pneumocystales; Pneumocystaceae
Exons: 8
Biological process (GO): protein processing
Cellular component (GO): Golgi membrane; trans-Golgi network
Molecular function (GO): serine-type endopeptidase activity
Source: RefSeq, a predicted model, not a curated record